AUGAUUAUUGAUACAAUUAAUGAUAGAUACUUUGCAUUUUAAUAAAAGCAUACCUUAUGGAGAUACUGUUACACUUCUUUUAUAGCUCAUUCUAUAUCUAGAACUAUAUUUGCACCUUUAGAAAGGGUAAAAAUAUUAAUGUAAUCAUAAAACAGUAUUAUUAAUGAUUAAUUAAGAUAUUAAUCUACAUCAGAAGCAUUUUAGAGAAUUUAUAAAGAAUAGGGUUUAGCUUCUUUUUGGAGAGGAAACUUAACAAAUAUCUAUAGAGUAAUUCCUUAAAAUUUUUUAAAAUUCGCAGCAUACAACCAUUUUAAAGAUGUUUUUUUAUCUUAAAAAGAUAAAUAAUACUAUGGAUAUGAUUUAUUAUUGAGGAAUUUAUUACUGGGUGUUUGCUCUGUAUUUUUUAUUUAAUUAGCUAUAUAUCCUUUUGAAACAGUAAGGAUGAGAUAAAUCUGUGAUUAAAAAAAAUAUUUUUACCCUAAUUAAUUUAAUGGAUUUUCUCAAUGUUUAUAUAAAAUAUUUAAAAAGGGAGGAAUAUAAUAACUUUAUAAAGGAUUUUUUAUAACAAAUAUAUGUAUUAUGCCUUACCUUGUAAUUGCUUACACUUUACAAGACUUAAUUAAAUCUCAAUAUCCAACUAAUACUUAAAAAUUUGAAGUUAACACUUUUAUUUAUUAUUUUGGAGUAGCAGGAGUUUCCGCACUUAUUUCUUCUUUAAUUACGUAUCCUUUUGAUACAAUUAAGAGAAGAAAUAUGAUGAGUGGAAUUGCAGGAUUUGAAAAAUAAUAUAAAGGUCUUUUUAAUUGUAUAAAUAUAAUUUAUUAAAGGGAGGGUAUGAAAGGAUUUUACGGAGGUUUUACAGCUAAUUUAUUUAAAAUUGUUCCUUGUCUAUAUCUUCAAUUUUCAAUCUAUGAUAACAGUAGAAUAUUAUGUUUUGAAUGA
Messenger RNA from Ichthyophthirius multifiliis, 942 nucleotides. Its product is annotated as solute carrier family protein, putative. The transcript is spliced from 4 exons. Lineage: Eukaryota; Ciliophora; Oligohymenophorea; Hymenostomatida. Gene Ontology annotation, biological process: transmembrane transport. The record is from RefSeq and is a predicted model, not a curated record.